AGUUAGCUAUCAGUGAGCUGAAGCUCAGUUAAAGAGAGACAGAGCUCGAGGUAGCAUUUAAAGCGGCAUAGCGACCCUUUGGGGUCGAAUGCACGUAGUUGCAGGGCCAAAAACUAUUCUAUUUCAAACAAAACAUUACAUUAAAAUGCCUAUUCUACUUUUUUUAAUAGACACGUCCGCUUCUAUGAACCAGCGGACUUAUCUGGGUACGACUUAUCUGGAUAUUGCUAAAGGUGCGGUUGAAAUAUUUAUGAAGCUGCGAGCCCGUGAUCCAGCUAGUAGGGGAGACAGGUACAUGCUAGUUACAUUUGAUGAACCACCCUACUGCAUUAAGGCUGGCUGGAAAGAAAAUCAUGCUGCGUUUAUGAAUGAGCUGAAAAAUCUCCAAGCUUCUGGUCUUACUACUCUUGGUCAGGCCCUGAGAUCAUCUUUCGAUUUAUUGAACCUUAACAGAUUGGUAUCUGGAAUUGAUAACUAUGGGCAGGGGAGGAAUCCAUUCUUUUUGGAACCAUCAGUCCUAAUCACCAUCACAGAUGGAAACAAAUUGACCAAUAAUGCUGGUGUACAUGAGGAACUUCAUCUUCCUUUGAAUUCUCCAUUGCCCGGGAGUGAGUUAACAAAGGAACCAUUCCGCUGGGAUCAAAGAUUAUUUGCACUGGUUCUGCGUUUGCCAGGAACUUCCUUAGUUGAACCAGAGCAAGUUGGGAGUGUGUCUUCGGAUGAUUCUGCCAUUACGCAAAUGUGUGAAGUCACUGGAGGUCGCUCAUACUGUGUUCGUACUCAGAGAAUGGUGAACCAGUGUCUGGAGUCACUGGUACAGAAGGUUCAAAGUGGGGUUGUUAUAAACUUUGAAAAAACUGGACCAGAUCCAUCACCAGUAGGUGAAGAUGGUGUUGAUUCAGCUCGAUCCACUCCUACAUCUUUUAUUUCACAGCCUUGGCAUAGUUGUCGGAAACUUAUUUAUGUGCGACCUAACCCCAAAACUGGUGUACCUGUCGGACACUGGCCAGUCCCAGAAUCCUUCUGGCCUGACCAGAAUUCGCCAACUUUGGUGAGUACAGUGUUAAAUUAA
Messenger RNA from Protopterus annectens (West African lungfish), 1072 nucleotides. Its product is annotated as integrator complex subunit 6-like. Gene Ontology annotation, biological process: snRNA 3'-end processing. The record is from RefSeq and is a predicted model, not a curated record. The transcript is spliced from 7 exons. Gene Ontology annotation, cellular component: integrator complex. The coding region runs from base 89 to 1072 and encodes 327 amino acids. NCBI's taxonomy places the organism in Eukaryota, Metazoa, Chordata, Ceratodontiformes, Protopteridae.